AUGGAGAGCUUUAUUGUUUCAUCUGCAAUCAUUACACUGUUCUGGAAUUUUAAUUUCAUAUCCUUAACACAUGCAACUCUUAGUCCAAGUGAAAUAAUUGUCAACAAUUCUAACGAAUUUUACCAACAAAAUGAAACCGAAGUUGAGCUAUUUCAAUGGCAAGAUUAUAGUGUUCUUGCAGCGAUGCUUUUUAUCUCUUGUGCUAUCGGUGUUUUUUAUGGAUAUUUUGGAGAAAAACAAAUGACCGGUGAUGAUUUCUUACUUGGAGGAUCUUCAAUGGGAACAUUUCCGAUGGCUUUAAGUUUAGCUGCAAGCUUUAUAACAGCUAUCGAGUUAUUAGGAAAUCCAGCAGAAAUGUACGUCGCUGGGGGUCAGUUUUGGAUGAUAUGUUUAGCCUUUAUACUUGUGAUUCCUGUGACGAGCCAAUUAUACCUUCCAGUUUUUAUGAGGCUUAGAUUAACAUCAUGUUACGAGUACUUGGAAGUUCGCUUUUGCAAAUCAAUGCGUGUUUACGCCAGCGCACUUUAUAUGAUGCAAAUGAUAUUGUAUACGGCAGUGGCAGUGUACGCACCGGCGCUCGCUCUAUCUGAUGUGACGGGAUUGAACACGUACUUAGCAGUUUCAGUCGUUUAUAUAGUCUGUAUAUUUUAUGCGUCUCAGGGUGGCAUGAAAGCUGUUAUAAUGACGGAUACGUUUCAAUCAGCUGUUCUCCUUGGAUCCCUAGCUGUAGUGCUUGCACUGGGAAUAGAACAAGAAGGCGGCUCAGAUUCCAUUUGGGAUUACGCACGUCGCACUGAACGACUACACUUUUUUGACAUGAAUCCUGAUCCUACUGUUAGGCAUUCAUUUUGGUCAGUGGUUGUCGGCGGCACGAUAUAUUGGAUAAGCAUGUUUUGCGCAAAUCAAGCAUCCAUACAAAAAUAUUUGUCCGUUGAACGCUUAUCACAGGCCCGCAUCGCCCUUUGGGUGUCUGCUAUUGGUCUAGUAUCAGUCUAUUCUGUAAAUUUUGCUACUGGAGCACUCCUAGCUGCUCAUUAUGAAGGAUGUGACCCGAUUCAGGCUGGCGUGAUCAAUGCUUCUGAUCGUCUCCUUCCGUUGUACGUAGUUCGGCAGCUAGGAGAACAUCGCGGUGUUCCCGGAUUUUUUGUAGCGGGCAUAUUUGCAGCUAGCCUUGGGACUGUAGCGUCAGCACUAAACUCCUUAUCAGCUAUUGCCUGUCAAGAUUUGGCUACUGGACUUCUUGGCAUAACUUUACCCGAAAAUAAAGGAGCAGCAAUUGCAAGAUGGGUAUGCCUAGGAUGUGGAGCGCUUUCAUUUGCGUUAGUAUUUGCAGUCGAGCGGUUAGGGCCGGUUCUCCAGCUUGCACUCUCAUUUAAUGGUAUGAUUGGAGGUGUCUCAUUGGGACUGUUUAGUCUGGGAAUGUUAUUUCCUUGGGCUAAUGCAAAGGGUGCCAUAGCGGGAGGUGUAUGCGGUUUGGUCCUAGUGUUGGCUGCAGGUGGCGGAGCACAGCUAGCGCAAGUGUCGUUGCCAAGACUUCCUACAUCAAUUGAAUCAUGCCCUGCAACUCUUAAUCUUACAUCUCAUAUUGACCUUAAUCCUACAGAAAACCACGAUGACGCUGUCUUCUGGUUAUUCAGAGUAUCGUAUUUAUGGUACACGAGCUUGGGAUGUGUGGGUACAUUGCUCAUUGGUCUGGUGGUCUCCGUCAUCACUGGGGUAACUGACCCUGCUGAUGUCCCCAUAGACUUGAUAUCCCCACCGGUGGUCAACUUUCUUAACUCAUUGCCUAUCAAAAUAAAGAAAGCGUUACGCAUCCCGACCCGUUUGGGCUCAGAACGACGCAGAAGCUCCAGCGUGAGACCGCCGAGUUUAGCCGACGAUAAGGACACGAGGCGACGGCGUCGGCUUUCAGAACUCGCGGGCGGUGUGUUCUACAGCGACGCGCCCACGCUCACUCGAGGACACGACAACCUGGCGAUGGGACUGGACUCCGAGAAACCGACACCACACGAGCACAAACGAACAAGCUUUAAACUCGAUCCUCCAUUGAACCCGAACACCCCGCAAACAUCGACAUGUUAAAGUUUAUUUAUUGUACCUUGACUUAAUUAGAAGUACACGCCCAAUGUAGCUUUAUGAUAGAAAUUUAUAACUUUAUGUAACAUCAUUUACUAUUUGGUACUGAGGCGAUAUUGCUUUUUGUUAGUAGGAAACCCAAGUGGACAGAUUAUGGAUAAAAUUCGUGAACCGACUACAUGUUUCGAAAAAAAAUUCUUUGUAAUUUCUGGCGUACAGUCGAUUUUUUUCUAUUACAGUAGCUAUAGUGCGAUUUUGUUCGCAGCAAACAUACCUCCGUAAGUUAUGGUCGUAAGUACUAACAUACGCUGUUGAACCAACGCAUUAGAGUGAGUGUAUUUUUUAAUUGUCUUAGGAAAUAUUUUAAGACAAUUAUAAGAACUUAAGAUAUGAACAGUAUUUUUAGUAAGUGAUUUACUUUUUUACCUAAUAUAUUAUUAACUUACAUACUAGGUAUACAAAUUCAUACUACUAAGUCUUGAAAGUCAAAAUAAAUUUUAUGUAACCACUA
Melitaea cinxia (Glanville fritillary) is the source of this 2587-nucleotide messenger RNA. Its product is annotated as sodium-coupled monocarboxylate transporter 1. The coding region runs from base 1 to 2082 and encodes 693 amino acids. The record is from RefSeq and is a predicted model, not a curated record. Lineage: Eukaryota; Metazoa; Arthropoda; Insecta; Lepidoptera; Nymphalidae. The transcript has 13 exons. Gene Ontology annotation, cellular component: membrane. Gene Ontology annotation, molecular function: symporter activity. Gene Ontology annotation, biological process: sodium ion transport; transmembrane transport.